UCCAGCAAAGGUGGUGGCGCCCCGGCGCGUGGGCAUGGUGCACGGCAGGGUUUCCCGGCUCUCGGUCCACGACGUGCGCUUCCCCACGUCACUCGGGGGCCACGGCUCGGACGCCAUGAGGGCGGUCCCCAAGGUUUGUGCCAAACUCAGCAAGCUUACAAGGUGCGUUCUGGAACAAGCCUUUGGAACCACCUUUAACAGCCAGGACUUGGAGCUGUGCUCACUCGGGCCCGCCGUGAAGGGCCUGUGUUUCCUGGUUACAGUUGUCUGUGCCGUGAAUGCCUUGGCCCCCCACGUGCUGAACAAGGACCUCGGUGACAUUGUUGGGGAUUUCAGAGGCUUCUACAGGCAGCUCACGAGUGAUGGGCAGCUGAGAUGGAUCGGUGCUGAGAAGGGUGUGGUGCAUCUGGCCGCGGCGGCCGUGCUCAGCGCCGCGUGGGCCCCGUGGGCCAAGCAGGAGGGGAAGCCUCUGUGGAAGUUACUUGUUCACAUGGACCCCCAGACGCUGGUGUCCUGCAUCGAUUUCAGGUACAUCACUGACGUCCUGACGGAGGAGGAGGCCUGCGAAAUUCUGCGGCAAAGUCAAGUCGGGAAAAAAGAGCGAGAGGAGCAAAUGCUGGCACAUGGCUACCCCGCCUACACCACGUCAUGCGCCUGGCUGGGCUACCCUGAUGCCACGCUGAAGCAGCUCUGCAGCGAGGCACUGAAGGACGGCUGGACCAGGUUUAAGGUAAAAGUUGGCGCUGAUCUCCAGGAUGACAUCCGUAGAUGCCAACUCAUCAAAAACAUGAUUGGACCUGAGAAGACACUGAUGAUGGACGCCAACCAGCGCUGGGACGUGCCCAAGGCCGUGGAGUGGGUGACAAAGCUGGCCGAGUUCAAGCCGCUGUGGAUUGAGGAGCCCACCUCCCCUGACGACAUUCUGGGACACGCCGCCGUUUCCAAGGCACUGGCUCCCUUGGGCAUCGGCGUGGCCACAGGAGAACAGUGCCACAACAGAGUGAUAUUUAAGCAACUCCUGCAGGCGAAAGCCCUGAAGUUUCUGCAGAUCGACAGCUGCAGGCUGGGAAGUGUCAACGAGAACCUCUCGGUGUUGCUGAUGGCCAAGAAGUUUGAAAUAAGGGUGCCAUGGGGCUUUCCUGUGUGCCCGCACCUGGGGGGAGUCGGCCUCUGUGAACUGGUGCAGCAUCUGAUCAUGUUUGACUUCAUCUCUGUCUCUGCAAGCCUCCAAGACAGGUCAGUGAUGCGGCGCUACCGUCAGUACUGCCUCUCGGUCCGACAGGACCCUGGCCACUGGCACAUCCUAGGACUCAAAGCUGGACCUGAAAACAGGCACUCCUUGCCCCCCACCCCCUGCAACAAAACUAAAAACCAGGAUGCUGGUUAUUCAACAGAAAUGAAGGAGGACUCAGUAAAGAGACACCGCUAUCCAGAUGGUGAAGUCUGGAAGAAGCUCCUAACUGCUCAAGGGAAUUAAGCGCUCAGCUCUGACAUGUUUUGCUUUAAGUGAAAAGGCUUAAGAUUUCUUGGGUCUGGUUUUACAAAAAUAGAAGAAAAAAAAAAUCAUCCUACCAAUCAAGACAAGUUCAGCUAAAAGUCAUACUAACCUCAGGGAUCAGCUUAGUCAUCAUUAUUACUUUAUUCUUUUAGCAGAAAAAAUUCUCCUGUGUAGUAUUUAAACAAAAAUAGCUCCAAUUAAUUCAAAGUACAGGAAGAUGUUCUUAAAUUUUCCAUCACACGUGUUACCUAGACAUUGAGUUGUACUUUGAAAACAAGCAGCAUGCUGGAAUACUUCCUUAAUCUUUUUAAAAACACACUUGUCAUAAAUUAGUGUAAUACAAACAGUGCCGCAGCACUGUGCAAUAUCUGCUCUGCAACAAAAGUUUAAAACAUCACUGAUAGCCCUGAGGUGGUUUAGCAGCUUUCUCUUGCUCAUUAGAGCCUAUUAGAGAAUUCACACUGUGCUGAAGCUAAUGAGCGUAAAAUGGUAUCAGGCUGUUUUUAUAACCCUUAAAGCCUUUAUUCUAGAUAAUCAUUGUUUUUUAAUGAUAAAGCCAGAAUUAGAUGAAACACAGAAAAAUAGGGUGAACUAGAGCUUAGUCAGCAUUUCUAAAAUAUACCCUAUCUAAGCCACAUCCAAA
Odocoileus virginianus texanus is the source of this 2141-nucleotide messenger RNA. Lineage: Eukaryota; Metazoa; Chordata; Mammalia; Artiodactyla; Cervidae. The record is from RefSeq and is a predicted model, not a curated record.